Hippopotamus amphibius kiboko is the source of this 6385-nucleotide messenger RNA. It is a transcript of the gene SARNP, whose product is annotated as SAP domain containing ribonucleoprotein. The record is from RefSeq and is a predicted model, not a curated record. The transcript is spliced from 11 exons. Gene Ontology annotation, cellular component: nucleus. Gene Ontology annotation, biological process: poly(A)+ mRNA export from nucleus. Lineage: Eukaryota; Metazoa; Chordata; Mammalia; Artiodactyla; Hippopotamidae. Bases 308 to 895 code for a protein of 195 amino acids.
UUGGCUAGCGGUUCGCCACGGGGACGCACAAUUGGUUCCCAUUUCCGUCAUUCGGAAGGUGCCGAACCCGCCCUUCUCCAGGUCCCACUUUUUGAGAGAGGCGGGGAAAGCCGCCGGGAGGAGUGAGGGCCGACGCCAGCUACUGACUAAUAGAAAGAGUUGAUGGUAGGAGGCGGGAGUAAGAGCCACAGCGAUUGGUCGGCCGUGGCUGUCGGCGCCGAGGCGGGAGCUCCCGGAGGCGGAGGCGGAGGCGGAGGCGGAGGCGGAGGCAGCGGGUGGGGGCCAGGCGGAGCGGAGGAGCAACAAGAUGGCGACGGAGACGGUGGAGCUCCAUAAGCUGAAGCUUGCUGAACUGAAGCAGGAGUGUCUUGCUCGUGGUUUGGAGACCAAGGGAAUAAAACAGGAUCUCAUCAACAGGCUCCAGGCAUAUCUUGAAGAGCAUGCUGAAGAGGAGGCAAAUGAAGAAGAUGUACUGGGAGAUGAAACAGAGGAAGAAGAACCGAAGCCCAUAGAACUGCCUGUCAAAGAGGAAGAACCUCCUGAAAAAACUGUUGAUGUGGCAGCAGAGAAAAAAGUAGUAAAAAUUAUAUCUGAAAUACCACAGACUGAGAGGAUGCAGAAGAGAGCUGAACGAUUCAAUGUACCUGUGAGCUUGGAGAGUAAGAAAGCUGCCCGGGCAGCUAGAUUUGGGAUUUCUUCAGUUCCAUCAAAAGGCCUGUCAUCUGACACCAAGCCUAUGGUUAAUCUGGAUAAGCUAAAGGAAAGAGCUCAAAGAUUUGGUUUGAAUGUUUCUUCAAUCUCCAGAAAGGCAUACCUCAGAAAUAUCAUGGAUUCAGUUCCAGACUACCACAAUACAGUGAAUAUUGCAGUAAAUCUGAGGAUGAUGAGAAGCUGAAAAAGAGGAAGGAGCGAUUUGGGAUUGUCACAAGUUCAGCUGGAACAGGAACCACAGAAGAUACAGAGGUAAAAUAUACCUGGAAUGCUUCACAGGGCCCUUGAAGGGAAAAUGAAGUGAACAGACAGAAUGGAGAAACAUUGUUAUUUCCCCAACCUACUUCUUACGUGCCUAAAUGACAAGAUUUUUGGUCCUUUGCUUGAUACCUGUUUUCUGGAUAAAGUGGCCCCACUGAAUUCCAUCAAUAUACUUGAGUAAUUCACUGUUAGAGCCAGUUAACCUAGUAGGAAAGAACACAAGAUUUGGAAUCAGUUAAGCUUGGAUAAGUGACUCUGCCAUAGAGUAUUACAAUAUCUCUUAAAAGUUAUAGUGAUUUUCUGAGCCUCAUUUCAUCGUCUGGAAAGUGGAGAUAAUAGAACCUACCUCGAAGUGGUAUUUUAAGCAUGAAAUGAUUCUGUGUAAAAAGUUAAGUAUUUAGUAAGUAGCAAUGUUUCUGAUUAUCUGCCAAGCAAAUUUCUUUCAUCAUUUGGUGAAGGCCGUGUCCAACCCAGAAAUGAAGUCCUCAAAUGAGACUUGUUGUUCUUAGCACUUUAUUUACAGAUAGUUUCUCAAAAUGAAAGAAUGGCUUCUUUUUGUUUGUGCGUUAACGCUUGCGUGCAUGCACACCCCAGUGUUCUCUGGGGUAGCAUUCGCUGAGGCUCAGGGUGUUGGCAGGCGGCACUGACGUGCUGGUUUCAGAGUAUCUGUAAUGGAAACCAAGUGUCAGCAGAGGUGUAUGUGAAUGCUUGAAAUAAUGAAUAUGUUUAGGGACAUCCCUGGUGCUCCUGCGGUUAAGGCUUCGUGCUCCCAACGCAGGGAGCCCGGGUUCGAUCGCUGGUCAGGGAACUAGGUCCCACCUGCCGCAGCCAGAUAAAUAAAUAAUAAGUGUGUGUGUGUGUGUGUGUGUGUGCGUGUGUGUGUGUUUUAAUAAAGAGUCUCCUUUACCCCUUUCUUUAAAAAAAAUGAAUGUGUUUAGAAUUAUAGAAAUUUAUUAGGUGGUGAGAAAUUUGAAAUGUUGUUUCUUCCAUUUAAUCCAAAUUUACUUCUUUCCAUCUACCUCUAGGGAUGGCCUCUGAAAAUCUAUUACCUCACACACUCAAAAUCUUAAAGUGUCUUUAUGAAUAAAUAUGAGUCAAUAUUAUAGUAAACCCUGAAAAUUUCAGAAUCUGAUCAGUUUACAUUCUCCACUAGGAAAAAACUAAAGGAGUUUGUAUUCUUUGUGCUGCUAAUUCAGAAUAAAGCAUUACCUGUUGUAAGUAAAUGUCUGCUUACUUGCUGACUUGCCAAGAUGAACUAGAAGUAAACUUAGGUUACUUUUAAUUCUGGUUAAAAUUACUCCCUCUUUGCCAAGGAAGCUGUUGUUAAACCAGGCAUGCCCACUAAGUUGGUACAUUUGACCUCCAAGAUAAGGCAGCUGAGGAUUUUGUUGAGUAGAAAGGAAUAGUGGCUUUUAUUGGGAGAGUUAGUAUAUGUAAGGUUAGUAUAUGUAACUUUUGUGGCUUAUGGAGUUUAUAUGAACCAGAUGACUUUCAUUUGAUUCCAGAGAGUUGCGUGAGUAAUCCAGGUGGAGUGUGCUGGGCUUGUAUGCAUUCAGCUUCCCCCCCUGCACCCCCCCUUUUUUUUUUUUGCUGUGCAUGAUGCAGCACGUGGGAUCUUUGUUCCCUGACGAGGGAUCGAACCCACACACACUGCACUGGAAGCACAGAGCCUUAAUCACUGGACUGCCAGGGAAGUCGCACUCAGCUUUUCUUUUUAAUAUAAAUUAAACCUCUGUGGAUGGAAUGGGGAAAAAAAAAAGCCCCCUCUUCACUGGGGGCAGUGGUUAGAGUGAGGACUCAGUACUGUUUUGUGAGUUACUCCCAGAACAAAAAUAUCUUUCUCUCUUUCUCUCCCCCUACCCUCUCUCCAACACUGCCUCCCUUAAGAAAUCCAUGCUGGGGCCUCCCCCACCCCACCCCCCAUUUAUUCUGUUGGCAUUGAAGAUUUAUAUGCCUCUUUGUGGAUUUGGAGGCCGAAGGAAUAGUUGCUGAUUGGGUCUAACUGCCCAAAAGGGCAUCCCCUUCACCUUCUCCAUGAAAUAGCAUUGGUCAACCUUUUGUCCUUUGAAAUUUCCCAUCUCCCCACUGACUGGAAGACUUUCCCUAGCCUGUUUAAGGAUCCAUUGUUUCCCGGCUAACUUGCUGUAAGGCUGAGUGGCUCUCUCGCCUUCUGGAAUCUUUCCAUUUUGUACCACUAUUCUCAAUCUCCUCUCCCCCCCCCCCCCCCCCUUACUCCCCACCAUCUUCUCCCCUCCUUAUUCUCCUUUCCCAUCAAGCCAGCUCUAACUGGUUAACUGGAGAGAUUCAGACAUUAAAUCUCUGGCUGCCAAGCUUAAGCCUGGCCUUCCCUCCUUGGACCUUGUGACAGUCCAUGUGAGUUGGGAUUAAAGCAGCCAGAAACCCAGGCCACUGUUGUCUUGCAAUCUAAUUUUUUUCUUCUUGCUUCUUUCUUAUAGGCAAAGAAGAGGAAAAGAGCAGAGCGGUUUGGGAUUGCCUGAUGAAAAGCUUUUGAUGUUUUCUGUUCUCCAGUGGUUUCCAUCUUUUUGACUCUUCCUGGUCACAUAUAUACCUGAAUGCACAGUCAUGUGCCUAGGUCCUGCCUUGCAGUGAGGGAGCAUGUACCCCAGGUACAUCCGUGAACUCCAGCAGCAGUUUGACUUAUUGCAGUUCCAACUUAAAGGUUUUUGUUGUUGUGUUGUUUUUUAAUUAUUAUUUUGCUUGUUAAUAAAAAAAUAGAAAAAAGAACAAUGUGUUUUAUCAGGUGCUCCUUUGAGUUCUUAGUGCCAGAUUAGACCAGAUAAGGAGAGCCUCAGGGGCAAAUUUUAUAGAGAAUUGGCUAUAAUGCCUUUAUCCUUUAGAAAAGAGAAUGAGGAAAAGGAUUAUGUCCCUUUGAGCCUCUUUAUUUUUCUCUCAUACUCACAGACAUCCUUUUACUUCUUUAUCCUCCAUGAAGAGGCCAAGUUUCACCCUGAAUCUUUGCUUCAGCAAGUUAACUGACACAUUCGAAUAAAAUAGGGAAAACAGUGUGGGUUUUAGGAGGUGCAAAGGAUACAAACACAAGGGCUAGUGAUUGGUAGUCUGUUAUGGCAUAGAGUUCAGAGUCCCUAUUCUGGAAUCCAGAAGGGCCCUAUUUUUAGGAGUGACUUGUCUGGUUUCAGUUGAAGCCAAUAUGUGGGACCCUGUUGGUUAUGCAGUUCAGAAAAGGAGAUUGGCUGGGUACCCCUAGAGCUAGAAGAAAGUACAGGGAUUCAAAGUACGACAGGAUGUCAGAGGUGUUAAGGAUUGUUAUAUAGAUCAUUGGGAACAUACGCUGUGGACUAAAGGCUUCUGUUUUCUAAUCAAGCUCUAUGCUAGUUUAGGUUGUCUUCUGUUGCAGAAAUAAACUUUUGCAGUUUUUGGUGGCAGCAUUUCUUAGAUAUUACUAAAAUCCGUUUUCCUUGCUGAGCCUCCUACUUAGAAAGAUUUGGCUUUCCCUAAGCAGGGCUGUUUGUUUGUAUUUGAAGUUUCAUGUAGGUCUGAGACUUUCUAGUUAAUCUUUUUGGACGUGUUGGUAUAGGGUUUCUCCUCUUAAUCUUUACCUCUGUACAUCUAUAUAAGGUUGGGUAUUGUUCUUUGGUUUUUUGUUUUUUGGUUUUUUUUGAUAAUAAAACUUAAGAGCCUGGCAGCUUACCUGAAGACUUUGGUCUCAUGAUCAGAUCCUGUGUUGCUGUAGUAUAAUUCCUUGUUCCCAUUUCUACUGACACCUCUGGUUUUGUAAUUAAUAGAAAAGUAAUGGUUUGAUCACCUUCCUAACAAGAAUCUCUUUCACAAAGAGAUUGCUGGAGGACAAGGACAGGGACCUAUGUUUAGAUGCUUUAGGAAAAACAUGUCUUGGAGAGCAGAUCCAAAGAUUGCCCAUUUGUUGUGAAUUUUGCCCCAUUCUGAGACUUUGGAGAAAUGAACAAAAGGGAACCCUGGUUAAACUUCUUCCUCCUCUUCUCUCUGGUCUCUACUGUCUGCCUCCCUUUUCUUCAAGCCCUGAUCCUUAGGCUAGCUUUUCUUCUCUCUUACUCUGUCUCUCUGGAAAUGGAAGCAGAAUUAGUUCAGUUUUGUAGCUUUACAGAGAUUAUAGAUUCAGUAAGGGUUGUCUACCCAAAAUAAGAAAGAGGUAAAGGAACAGAGCAGAUGCUGAUAGUGGAGUGGACCACUACGUCCUUGUGAAGUUUUCUUCACUUUGUCUCAUCCUCCAUAAUGUUCCAGAAAGGUAUUCAGCCUCCCCACUCCCAACCUCUGCCCCCAGGAUUCUCUUCCUGAAGCCUAAUCAGUCUUUUCCUCACUUAACUCACUUUCCCUAUAUCUUUGACAGAAUAUUUCUCAAUUUGUGUGGAUUUUUUACUAGCCCUUUUCAUCCCAUUCCGGCUGUUUUUAUGUUGGUUAGAAGUCUCUCACCUCCAAGCCUGAUCACCAAAUCCUCCUCUUCCUGUCUCAUUGUAAUCAUUCCACACAUACUUUUUGAGCAUGAAUAGUUCAGGAUGCCCAUGUCUUUUUUACUAAUUCCGUCUUAAAAUAGUAAGUCCCUUGAAAGGCAGAACAGGCAUCCAAGCUCGCAAUUCUUUAUCUGGGAUCCAAGUACCCUUCCUUCCUAUCCCCCAGUCUCUUUAGUGUAGCCAAGCCAAGAUCCAGAUGUAGUUAGCUGACUCCAGGCUUGUUUUCCUGUUCUGAAGCUGUGACAUUCUCUGCAUACCUGGAAGCUCUUAAUGAGGGAGUCUAUAAAAGAUGCAGAGGGAACCAGCUUCCUCAGCUGUAAAUCUGCACCUUUUUAUGGUUCUCUAAGAUCAUUCUCUUUUUUUCUCCACCAUCACUCUAAACUGCCCUUCCCCCAACUCCAAGUCCUGGGAACUUACAAGAAGAAGAUACAGGGCUAGAAGCUUCUAUGGGGAUGAGGGCUAUAAGGAAGGAAGAUAUGAAUAAGAGCAGCACUUCUUGGUGUUGAGUCGUGUUGCCACAUCUGACAUGAGAAGCAGAUCAGGGGGAAGGAAAGACCUUAUAUAAAUAAGUGAGAAUAACUAUUUUCCCCUGUUCUCUUUUAUGAGGUUCCCUGACAGUGUCACUCACCUCUGAUUAUUGGAAUCCACCAAAAUCUAAUGUCCCCCCGCCCCGCAACAUGUCCACACUCUUCUUGUUUUUCCUUUAAGGGACUGAAAAAUGUCACAUUUUACAACUUUGGGGAUCCUUUGAGCCCAAAGUACUCCCAGCUUUCUCUGUAUUUCUUUUCCUUUCUUAGUUGUCUCUGCGUUUAAUUUUUCCACCUCUCAGGUCACUAUUAAUAGAUUAGAAUGAAAUAUUGUAUAGCAACUACUUUGGUGUAAUUCCUUGUUCUACCACACUAGCUCAACUGGCUCCAAGAUCCUAGGCAAAUUACUUAAUCAUUCUU